Oldenlandia corymbosa var. corymbosa is the source of this 3053-nucleotide messenger RNA. The record is from the annotation of a GenBank genome assembly. Lineage: Eukaryota; Viridiplantae; Streptophyta; Magnoliopsida; Gentianales; Rubiaceae.
CUUUCAUUAGCUUCGAACCAGUAUAUAUAAAUUACUACUGCCUCGCAUUCUUCCUUCAAAUUAGAAAACUCUGACAUUCAGAAACGUUUCCUACUGAUUUCAUCGGCUACGUAGUUCUGAGGCGUAAUAUUUGAUCGGAAGAAGAGAUACGAAGAGUGAUUCAACUGUGUUUGUCGGAGGUGAAGCAAUGGCUGGCGGCGGCGUCGGCGUCUCCUUGAGAAGAGGCGGUUCUUUCAUUGUGCUGGCGAUCGUCUUAUUCGGUUGUCUAUCUGCUAUUUCCAUCGCCAAAGAAGAAGCCACAAAAUUAGGAACUGUUAUUGGGAUAGAUUUGGGUACAACCUACUCUUGUGUUGGUGUUUACAAAAAUGGUCAUGUUGAAAUUAUAGCCAAUGACCAAGGAAACCGUAUUACUCCAUCAUGGGUGGCCUUUACUGAUACUGAAAGACUAAUUGGUGAGGCUGCAAAGAACCAGGCAGCUGUUAACCCUGAGAGGACCAUCUUUGAUGUUAAGAGACUUAUCGGAAGAAAGUUUGAGGACAAGGAAGUCCAGAGGGACAUGAAACUUGUUCCUUAUAAGAUUGUGAAUAAAGAUGGGAAGCCCUAUAUCCAGGUAAAGAUUAAGGAUGGUGAAGUUAAGGUCUUCAGUCCUGAGGAAAUCAGUGCCAUGGUUCUUACUAAGAUGAAGGAAACAGCAGAAGCUUACCUUGGAAAGAAAAUCAAGGAUGCUGUGGUCACUGUACCCGCAUAUUUCAAUGAUGCCCAGAGGCAAGCUACCAAGGAUGCCGGUGUUAUUGCCGGAUUAAAUGUUGCAAGGAUAAUUAACGAGCCAACAGCAGCAGCUAUUGCUUAUGGAUUGGACAAGAAAGGUGGAGAGAAGAACAUUCUUGUUUUUGACCUUGGUGGUGGAACAUUCGAUGUCAGUAUCCUGACCAUUGACAAUGGUGUCUUUGAGGUUCUCGCCACAAAUGGUGACACCCAUCUUGGAGGUGAGGAUUUUGAUCAGAGAAUUAUGGAAUACUUCAUCAAGUUGAUCAAGAAGAAGCACGGAAAGGACAUCAGCAAGGACAACAGAGCCCUUGGAAAACUGAGGAGGGAAGCUGAGCGUGCAAAGAGAGCUUUGAGUAGUCAGCACCAAGUCAGAGUGGAGAUUGAAUCUCUUUUUGAUGGUGUUGAUUUCUCUGAGCCAUUGACCCGUGCUCGUUUUGAGGAGUUGAACAAUGAUCUUUUCAGAAAAACCAUGGGACCAGUUAAGAAGGCCAUGGACGAUGCUAACCUUGAGAAGAACCAGAUUGACGAGAUUGUUCUUGUUGGUGGAAGUACAAGGAUUCCCAGAGUUCAACAGCUCCUCAAGGAUUUCUUUGAUGGAAAGGAACCUAGCAAGGGUGUCAAUCCUGAUGAGGCUGUUGCUUAUGGUGCUGCAGUUCAAGGUGGUAUUCUCAGUGGUGAAGGUGGUGAUGAAACUAAAGAUAUCCUACUUUUGGAUGUGGCUCCUCUAACCCUCGGAAUUGAAACUGUUGGUGGGGUGAUGACCAAGUUGAUUCCCAGGAACACUGUUAUCCCAACCAAGAAGUCACAAGUCUUUACCACUUACCAAGAUCAGCAGACCACUGUCUCAAUUCAGGUUUUUGAAGGAGAAAGGAGUCUCACAAAAGACUGUCGGCUUCUUGGGAAGUUUGAUCUCACAGGAAUUCCUCCAGCUCCAAGGUAUUCUUUAUGCCUCAUAUAUAUAACCCAAUCGGGGUUUUGGGUUAAGAAGAAUUGGUUUUCAUGGUAGGUGAUAUUUCAAAUUGAAUGGAACUGACUUGUAUUGAAUGUGACAGGGGUACACCCCAGAUCGAGGUUACUUUUGAAGUUGAUGCCAAUGGUAUCUUGAACGUCAAGGCAGAAGACAAAGGAACUGGCAAGUCAGAGAAGAUUACAAUCACCAAUGACAAGGGUCGAUUGAGCCAGGAAGAGAUCGACAGAAUGGUCCGGGAGGCUGAGGAGUUUGCCGAGGAAGACAAGAAGGUGAAAGAAAAGAUAGAUGCUCGUAACAGCCUGGAGACAUACAUUUACAACAUGAAGAACCAGAUCAAUGACAAGGAUAAGCUUGCUGACAAGCUGGAAUCAGAUGAGAAAGAUAAGAUUGAGACCGCGGUGAAGGAGGCCCUGGAGUGGUUGGAUGACAACCAGAGCGCUGAGAAAGAAGACUACGAAGAGAAGCUCAAGGAAGUAGAAGCUGUGUGCAAUCCAAUCAUCACGGCUGUGUACCAAAGAUCUGGUGGCGCUGCACCAGGUGGUGAAGCAGCAGAUGAUGAUGACGAUUCUCAUGAUGAACUGUAAGUGUAAAAGGUGAUCUAUAAUCCAAUCCAAGUCCGACAUCCACUGCUGAAUGAAUAGGAAGAAAAAGUGGAGGCAAGAAAGUCCGGGUUAUUUAGAUUAGGGAGGAUGAUGAGUUUAGUGUAAUAUCUGCAUCUUCUAUCAUUUAAGGGGACUGAGAGAAUUCCCUUCUUCGCUCUUGAAUAUUGUUGAGGUGAAGAUACUUUUUGAUUAGGAAACAUUUCUGUUAACUUUUUUCUUUGUAUUUUGGCUGAAUGAUAUGUUAAAAAGUUUUCUCAAGUGACCAGUGCCUAGUUGCCUCCUUGGGGUUGUGCGAGUUUCUUUAUCUUUUCUUAAGGUUAAUAAACCUUGUAGAUAGGCAGUUCUGAUGCUUGCUGGUUAUUUCUGACUAACACGAUAAAGGAUGAUUGCAAAAAUCAAGUCCAGAUUACUAUAAAUUUAUAGCAACAGGAGAACAACUGCUUCCGUUAUACGAAAUUUGAGCUUCCAACCUAUUCAAAUUUCGAAAUUCAGCGGUUCCAGUUCUAGCAGUUUCAUUCAGUAUACAUAAUGUUUGCCAAAUCGACCAAAGAUCCCAAAAUUAAAAUCAUGGCUUUGCUCUUUUUAUUUUGCGGAGAGUAACUGUACUAUUUGUCAGAACAGGUUAAAAUGGAACACAGAUCAGCAACGAUUGCGAAAGUUUCGAUGAACAUUAAGGUUCAAAGUACACCAGAAGUAAUAGCCACCCCUCCCCC